UUAAUGUCAAGUACUUGUGUUUAAACAGACACACAUUUGUAACAGUGCAAACUGCCACGGAUGCGACACGUCCUGUUAGAUUUAGCACCAUAAUUGUACUGUGCAUUAUUUGUUUAGAAUUUUAUAUCACAGGGAAUAUAGUUAUUGUGCAUUAUGUCAAAGAAUGUGUUGCUACUGAGCCUUUUGUCAAUGGUAUCGGGUCAAGGUACUUUUUAUGUGCCGACGACUAUGUCAUAUUGGGCCAAUUACGAUGAGGAAUGUGUACCUGCAACACCAAAUGUUGACGCUGCUGUUAGCUAUUCUCCAAGUGUUUAUGAUAUUGAUAAUCCUAGAAUAGAUCUACCGGAUAAUGAAGACGUAUGGGUAGGAUAUUAUCAGGUAGUGAGAGUAUUUGAAUAUAUUGGAUGUGUCGAGCAUCGUCACUUGUUUAGAUUUGACCCGCAGUAUGUCAAAAUAAAAGGCGAUCCAGGACAUUGCUUUCCCGGUUGCAACGAAAGCACAAUCAUCGGCGUGACUAAAACUCGGUGUUACUGUCUUGGAGAUGAAUUCAACUUUACAAGAAACUAUGAAUCAGGAUGUAUAGUAAUAUGUAACCGUCCUACUGUCGCAUGUGGUCAAGAUAGAUCACCGGUGAAAUACAGCUACAUUUCAAUAUACAAAAUCAAUCUACAUGUUAAUGCCAGUUCUAUUUCCGUAUCGUUAACGUCUUCGGGGGACCAGGAUUGCCUACAUUUAGACCCAUCUGUACCAAAACUGUUCUACUGGAGUACAUGCACGUUACGUUUCAAAGCAAUGUGUUUCUAUGAAGGUUCUGUGGGUCGCGUUGAGGAUUUUAGCUGCAAAGGCGUGUCAGAAUACUGUUCAUGGAUAGAUGCCGCAAAUACGUGUUUCUACAAAAGACUUUUCCCAACAUUAUAUUCAAAUUCAAAGGAUCUUAUCAAAGAAACUUCCUCACCGUUAUGGACUGGACUUUUCAAAACAAAUGUGGUUUACAAAUACAAUGCAAAUAUUCCAGAUGAAAGGAGACACGAUAAAAAGCAAUUCGGCUAUUUGACAAAUAAAGGAAACAACAAUGUGAAAUUAAGGUUUGCAGAGGCCGAUUCGAUGAAAAGAGUACUUUGCAUAAAAGACAGAAACAAAAUAAAGACGCAAACGACCCAUGUAACAAAGAGCGAAUCAUUUUCAGUAAAAACAACACAGUUGUCAAGUUCUCCUUCUACAACUUUGCUGAACACAAGUAAUACAGGUUCGAGUGUUACAGUCAGCACCAUAAUAGCAGUCAUUAGUAUAGUUGUUGUGGCCGUUAUUAUUGCUGUGUUUGCAGUAUUGCUGGUGAAAAAGCGGCAUCAGACAACAAAAGAAGACAAUGACACAGGAGAAGCCAGUGAAGAAAUCGGAAUACAAAAUCCACAAAGGAUUGUUUAUGAGUCUUUGGGAGAAAGGCAUGAUGGGGAACACAGCUAUGGAACAGUAAAUAUACAAAAUAGUGCUUAUGAGUCAUUGGGUGAAAGACAUGAUGAGGACCACAGCUAUGGAAAACCAAAUACACAAAGGAGUGCGUAUGAGUCAUUUGGUGAAAGACAUGAUGAAGAACACAGCUAUGGAACACCAAAUAAACAUAGGAGUGCUUAUGAGUCAUUGGGUGAUAGACAUGGUGAAGAACACAGCUAUGGAGCAUCUGCCCAAGCAACAAGCGGAUUUUAUGAGCCAUUAGAAGAAGAAAGAGUGGACACACACAACUAUGAAAUAGCUAAACAGCCCAGAGAAUUAGCAUAUGACUCACAAAGAGGUAAAAUAAAGGAAACACACUGCGAUGAAACAUCACACCAAACAGCUAAAGUUGAAACGUAUGAAUGGGUUGAGUAAACGUACAAAUGUACGCAUGAAUGGAAUGCAAUACACUAAUAUACAAUAUAUAUUAAGUUAAAGCAACUGUGUAUAGAUAUCUCUGAAAAACACUUUUUUAAAUUGUUUCUCAUGAAGAGAUGGAACAGUCGGAAUAUUUUGUAUGUAUUUGAUGUAUUAAUAACAUAUUACAUAUGCAAAGGUAA
Mercenaria mercenaria is the source of this 2051-nucleotide messenger RNA. RefSeq lists its product as uncharacterized. NCBI's taxonomy places the organism in Eukaryota, Metazoa, Mollusca, Bivalvia, Venerida, Veneridae. The coding region runs from base 154 to 1866 and encodes 570 amino acids. The transcript has 10 exons. The record is from RefSeq and is a predicted model, not a curated record.